This is a messenger RNA of Miscanthus lutarioriparius, 207 nucleotides long. NCBI's taxonomy places the organism in Eukaryota, Viridiplantae, Streptophyta, Magnoliopsida, Poales, Poaceae. The record is from the annotation of a GenBank genome assembly.
AUGGACUUCACAGAUGGCAUUGAAAAACUCAGAGCAAACAUGAGUGCAGAGUAUGACAGAGCUUACGAUACUCUGCGAAGUGACCAUAGUGUUAGUCCUGGAAGUCCUGGGUUAAGUCGCAGGUCUGCUUCAAGCUCUAGUGGCUCUGGACUGGCAUUUAUACCAUUGGAUCCAGAAGUACAAUUGCCACCAGGAAAUGGAAGGUGA